GUGCGGCCAUGGAUGGCAUCCGUCUUUGCUUGGAUUGCGUGAUUUUUGCAGUGUGCAGGCUCGUUUUCUCCACUAUCACGUUUUUUGGUCUUCCCUACGUUCCUGGUAUCGUAAAUUAGCCUAGCCAAGGGGUAGACUUUUGUGAUGGGCGUAUCUUAAACACCGCGUGUGCUUUUCUCUGAUAAUCGGCGACAUUUUUUCUCCUGUAACGUCAGAUUUCACAGCCGCGGUACCGGGUCAUUGUAAGCUUGGAAGUUCCUCGCACUUAUAUAACAGUGUUCCAUGGUAGCGUCUAUCAUUCAGCAAGCCAAACGAUAUGGAUUAUGACCCGUAUGAUGCCCUUCUUCAUCACGUCUACCAAGAGACUCAAGGCGAGGCAUGGUUCCGGCCUACGGAAGAAACCAUCGCUACAGGUGUCUGUCUCCGGGUGGAGGCAGGACACUACCGCGUCUUCCCGUAUAACCAGAUGCUGCUAGCUCCGUUCGAGGCUGCAGUCAGACUGCUGAAUCCAGUCGUUGCUGUUAAAAUCCGCAGUGCCGCCGUUCACGCCGCAUUCCGUACAAUGACUGAUGAAGACGCUUCGAUCUAUAUUGAUUCAGACACCAAACUUCAGGUGCUCGAUUCCAUGAGCUGUCUUCCUCGGGCCGAGAAGGAGCAGUGCGGAGCUUUCAUUCGCGAUGAACGAGUCAUUGUGGUAUGGUCAGACAAUUUUGACGGUAUCAUACCUUUGUGCCGCGACUUGGAGGAAAAACUCAUCAAGUUGGUCUGGCGCUCUCGCCAUUUGAUAUCUUUACCCAGCACUCCGCCGUCCACCAACCCUGCAUCGUCUGUGGCUUCUGACGCUAAUUUGGUAGAAAAGGAUGCAGUCCUUACAGAGGCCAUCCCUGUCACAGAAAAAGAACGAAAUAACGUACAUUUGAAAUCGUCGCCCAAGAAAUCGAGAUGGGGUUGGAGUUGGCGCGUGUCACAGGAGAAAGAGAAGGGUGGCGCGUAUGGUGAUGAAUCUGACCUAGAGAAGAAAGGUUCUUCGGGAAGUCAGGGUCUCCGUCCCAUUCGUCUCUACGCUCCAUUUUAUUGUGGCCUUGCGACGGCGUUAUCAAUAUUUUUCAUUGGCAGUGGUGUCAGCAUCCUGCUGUCUGAAUGGCUGCUCGAUAGUAAUUACAAUCGCUUCAUCCUGCUUGUCACAUCCCCCUUCUUGUUUUGCAUAUCACUGUUCUUCUGUUUACAGCUUGUAGGGAAUUUGACCUUGGCGCUUGGUCCGGUUGCUCAGUACCAUGAAAAUUCGAGGUACUACUCCGCAGUGCCCCCAUCUGCGAACAAAGAAGUCGAUGCCGCCUUACCCCACAUUACUGUCGAACUUCCGGUGUUCAAGGAGAGUCUAGAGCACACAAUUUCACCCUCGGUGUUCUCUAUCAAGAAGGCGAUGCAGACAUAUGCUAGGCAGGGUGGCACUUCUGCCAUUUUUGUGCAUGACGACGGACUGCAGCUCAUCAGUUCCAAGGAGCGGGAAGCGCGUCUUGCGUUCUAUGCGGACCACAACAUCGGGUUUGUCGCGCGCCCGAAGCAUGAUGGCGCACCUGGCGGUUUUAAGCGUGCUGGCCGGUUCAAAAAGGCAUCGAACAUGAACUACGGGCUCGCGUUAAGCUUGAAGCUUGAGAAGCACUUGAAAGUGCUCGAAGAAGCGGCGCGGAUGGGGCAGCUGGAUAACGACGAGUACGGGUGUCUCGAAGAUAAGGCGUUGGCAUUGGCCACAGAGGAGGUGUACAAUGAGAGUGGUGGAAAAUGGCGGCCCUGGGCAAGCAAUGGGAAGUCUCUACGCAUGGGAGAAAUCAUCUUGAUUGUCGAUGCAGACACCAUCGUACCUGAGGAUUGUUUCCGCGACGCCGCGCGAGAGCUGGCCGAGAGUCCCGAAGUCGGUAUUAUCCAACACGAAUCGGAUGUAAUGCAAGUUGCGCACCACUACUUCGAGAACGGUAUUGCACACUUCACGCGGCGGAUUAACAAGUGCAUCUCUAUCGGAUGCGCGAACGGGGAAGUAGCUCCCUUCGUGGGGCAUAACGCCUUUCUGCGGUGGUCGGCUCUCCAGGACGCAGCGUUCAUCGAUACCGAGGAUGGGAAAAAGAAGAUCUGGUCUGAAUCGAAUGUCUCUGAAGACUUUGACAUGGCUUUGCGGCUGCAGCUGAAGCACUACAGUAUCCGAUGGGCGUCAUACUCCAAGGGUGGAUUCAAGGAAGGCGUAUCCCUAACCGUCGAUGAUGAGUUGAAUCGGUGGCAGAAGUACUCGUACGGAUGCAAUGAGCUUAUAUUCAAUCCGCUAAUCCAUUGGUGGAAGAUGGGACCCAUUGCGAAGCAGCUCCGCAUUUUCAUUUGGUCCGGAGCCCCAGUGCAUUAUAAACUUAGUAUGAUGGCUUACAUGUUCUCGUAUUAUGGCAUUGCGGCAUCGGCGAUUCUCUCUCUACUCAACUACCUCCUGCUAGGCUUCCAAAUUGAGGUCGACGGGUUCUUCUUACACAGCUUCGAGGUCUGGCUGGCAUGCACUGUCGUCUUCCCGGGGGUUGGCAACCUCGGGUAUACACUUCUCGAGUACCGUCUGGGUCAGCGCAGCCUUCUAGCUUCGUUACUUGAGAACGUGACCUGGAUACCUUUCUUUUUCUUUUUCUUUGGUGGACUGAGCAUUCACCUUUCUCAGGCGCUGCUGUCCCAUCUAUUCUCUUACAACAUCACGUGGGGUGCUACAAAGAAGGAGGUCGAGCGAUCGAACUUCUUCAUUGAAGUCCCGAGGAUCAUAAAGCGCUUUCACAUUACGUUGAUACUAUGCAUAAUCGUCGCGGCGGGGAUGAUUAUCCUUAGCACGUCACUAGUGCCCGUUGGGUGGCAAGUGGACUCAACGGACUGGGCAGUUAUCCUGCCACUUGCCAUCGUUAUCGGAAGCCACAUUCUCUUCCCUAUUGUCCUCAACCCUUGGUUGAUGAUAUUCUCAUACUAGAGGCAGUACCUGAUACUGCACAUACACUUUACACGAGUUGGUCUUCUUGUGGAAUUUCGUAUGGACUGUGCAGCGGAGGUGAACGAUAAUUUAUACGCCUGUGAAACCCUAACCUUACGUACUUACUUACGAACGUCAUCCAAUUCAAAUGUUGCGCAGCCGAUCGGCGCCUUGGCGCUUGAUCACAAAUCCAGAAUUUAUUCCGUU
Suillus paluster is the source of this 3193-nucleotide messenger RNA. Its product is annotated as glycosyl transferase family group 2-domain-containing protein. The record is from RefSeq and is a predicted model, not a curated record. Lineage: Eukaryota; Fungi; Basidiomycota; Agaricomycetes; Boletales; Suillaceae. The transcript has 18 exons. The coding region runs from base 317 to 2986 and encodes 889 amino acids.